GUCCACACAUGACCAUUUAAAACCAUCCUGGUAAUCCCCUCUCUUUUCUCAGACACCUGCAGACUUGGUUUGCAGGACAAAGGGAUUACACACUUAGCUGGAGACAAUACAGGGACUUUUCAACAGCGGCAGUCAUGGUGGACGCAGCGGCAGCAGAGCAGUUCCUCGAUGCCAACCCGAAGUUCGCCAAGCAGUAUUAUGACACCAACUUCCGGCCGAUGAUCAUCUCCGCCCUGCUGGACAACAACCGUAAGACAGCGGUGGAUAUCAGCACGUACCGAGAUCUGACGAAGGUGGAGGAGAGCGAGAUCCUCUUCGACCUGGUGCGGGACAUCCAGGACAACCUGCAAAUGGAGAAGUCUGUCUUCAAUCUGAUGAGACACCUGUGCUUCAUGAUAAGAGCCGACCGCAUGAGUCUGUUCAUGUACCGCCAGAGGAAUGGUGUGGCCGAGCUGGCAACCAGGUUGUUCAAUGUCCAUAAAGACGCUGUGUUCGAUGAGUGCCUGGUGGCCCCUGACUCUGAGAUUGUGUACCCGUUGGAUAUGGGUGUCGUUGGACACGUAGCCACGACCAAGAAGAUGGUCAACAUCGCCAAAGCGUCAGAGAGCUCUCAUUUCAGUGGCUUUGUGGACGAGCUGACAGAUUACGUGACCAACAGCAUCCUUGCCAUCCCCAUCAUGAACGGUAAAGAUAUGGUGGCUGUCAUGAUGGCGGUCAACAAACUGGACGGCCCACAGUUUACUACCAAGGACGAAGAGACCUUCAACAAAUACUUGAACUUUGCCAACCUGAUCCUGAGGGUUUUCCACCUGAGCUACCUGCACAACUGUGAGACCAGGAGGGGACAGGUGCUGCUGUGGUCGGCCAGCAAAGUGUUUGAAGAGCUGACAGACAUAGAGAGGCAGUUCCACAAGGCUUUGUACACGGUCAGAGCUUUCCUCAACUGUGACCGUUACUCUGUGGGUCUGCUGGACAUGACCAAGACCAAGGAGUUCUUCGACCUGUGGCCCGUUCUGAUGGGAGAAGUCCCACCAUACGACGGACCCAAAACUCCUGAUGGCAGGGAAAUCGUCUUCUACAAACUCAUUGACUACAUCCUCCAUGGAAAAGAAGACAUCAAAGUCAUACCGAACCCUCCAGCAGAUCACUGGGCUCUGAUCAGCGGACUACCCACCUAUGUAGCAGAAACUGGACUGAUUUGUAACAUAAUGAACGCAGCCGAGGAUGAGUUUUUCGCCUUUCAGAGAGAACCACUGGAUGAUUCUGGAUGGACCAUUAAGAACGUCCUGUCUAUGCCAAUUGUCAACAAGAAAGAAGAGAUUGUGGGUGUGGCCACGUUCUAUAACAGGAAAGAUGGGAAACCCUUUGAUGACAUGGAUGAAACACUGAUGGAGUCUCUGACUCAGUUCCUGGGCUGGUCCGUGCUCAACACUGACACCUACGACAAGAUGAACAAACUGGAGAACAGAAAGGAUAUCUUCCAGGACAUGGUGAUGUACCAUGUCAAGUGUCGCAAGGAUGAAAUCCAGAACAUACUGAACACAAGGGAGAGGUGGGGGAAGGAACCGGACGAGUGCGAGGAGGAAGAACUCGAAGAGAUUCUGUCAGAGGUUUUGCCUUCUUCUAAGAAAUCUGAGAUCUUCGAGUUUCACUUCUGUGACUUUGAGCACAGUGAACUGGACCUGGUGAAGUGUGGCAUCAGGAUGUACUAUGAGCUGAAAGUGGUGGACAAGUUUCACAUUCCAAGAGAGGCCUUGGUGAGGUUCAUGUACUCUCUCAGUAAAGGCUACAGGAAGAUCACCUACCACAACUGGAGACAUGGAUUCAAUGUUGGACAGACCAUGUUCACUCUGCUGAUGACAGGCGACCUGAAGCGUUACUAUACUGACCUGGAGACGAUGGCCAUGGUCACCGCCGGCUUCUGCCAUGAUAUUGACCACAGAGGAACCAACAACCUCUAUCAGAUGAAGUCUGGUAAUCCUCUGGCGAAGCUUCAUGGAUCCUCCAUCUUGGAAAGACACCAUCUGGACUUUGGCAAGACACUGCUGAGAGAUGAAUCAUUAAACAUUUAUCAGAACCUGAACCGUCGGCAGCAUGACCUUGUCAUUCAUCUCAUGGACAUUGCUAUCAUCGCCACUGACCUGGCUCUCUACUUCAAAAAGAGGACGAUGUUCCAGAAGAUUGUAGACCAGUCUAAGACCUAUGAGAGCUGGACUGACUGGACCAAGUACAUGAUGUUGGAGACCACCCGCAAGGAGAUUGUCAUGGCCAUGAUGAUGACAGCCUGUGACCUGUCUGCCAUCGCUAAACCAUGGGAGAUCCAGAGCAAGGUGGCGCUGUCUGUAGCUGCCGAGUUCUGGGAGCAGGGAGAUCUGGAAAGGACAGUCCUAGAGCAACAGCCCAUUCCCAUGAUGGACCGAAACAAAGCAGACGACCUGCCAAAGCUGCAGUGUGGUUUCAUCGACUUUGUCUGCGCAUUUGUGUAUAAGGAGUUCAGCCGUUUCCACGUGGAGAUCACCCCGAUGCUGGACCGCCUGAUGAACAACAGGAAAGAGUGGAACGCCCUGAAGGAGGUCCACGAAGCAAAACUUGCCGCCAUCGAGGAGGCCAAGAAAGCCAAGGAGGAGGCAGCUCAGAAUGCAGCAGCAGCCAAGCAAGCGACUGCAGCUCAGCCGUCAAAGACUUGUGUUCUCAGCUAAAGUGGCAGCAGCACCAGUUUGCUUCCAACAUAUAUGUGGACAUCCCUCUUCCAUCUUCUAUCUUCUUCUACUGUAUAUCUACAUAGCGUUUUUUUCUUUAUGUAUACUUUUAGAUAAUACUAAAUGUAUGCUAUCCUUUUCACUCAAUCAUAUCUAUUAAUUUGUCACUUCAAAGUACUGGUUACAACAUUAAUUUCUUACUGUAUUUUUAAAAGCUUUGUAUAAUCUGUCUCUUUAAUGUGCUGCGUUGUUCUGCGUUGCUUCUUUCUGUCCAUGAUUUCUUACAACUCGCACCAUGAUUGGACUGUGUAGGUGUUUGUAUGAAGCCCUGACAUUUUAAUCUUGAACUUGGGCGUCAACACUUCAUGGACAUUUUCAAAAGCAGCUGCUUCAGUGCUUUAAAAGUUGCUGUGAAUUCUCUCUAUUGCUGUUCUAUUAAAACUAUUGACUCUCUAGAAAGGUGUAACUGGGACAAUGUUUAGUAGAAUUGUUGCAGUACGUAGAGGUUCUUUGUUGUGUUGAUAUUCCAAACUCUCAGCAGCAGCAGGAAGUUGCAUACCAGAGCAUAAUUAUGGCUACCAAAACCACCAGAGAAUCAAUGCUAUGUAUCUACAGACUGUAUCACUGAUGGAAUAAAGUAUAAAGCUCAUUGUUUACACA
Molecule: messenger RNA, 3359 nt
Organism: Sphaeramia orbicularis (orbiculate cardinalfish)
Lineage: Eukaryota; Metazoa; Chordata; Actinopteri; Kurtiformes; Apogonidae
Gene: pde6a
Product: phosphodiesterase 6A, cGMP-specific, rod, alpha
Exons: 24
Coding region: 135-2699 (854 amino acids)
Biological process (GO): signal transduction
Molecular function (GO): 3',5'-cyclic-nucleotide phosphodiesterase activity; protein binding
Source: RefSeq, a predicted model, not a curated record